ACGGUGUUGGCCUCCUUGUUCUCGUUUUCGUGCUCGGUGGGUCGGUCCAACUCCUUGGUCUGUCAUGCUUAGCGGUCAGGAUAUACCAAGAGCACGUCAGUCCAUCCGCUCGCUGUUCCACUCGGUAGGUAGUGUAAGGAGUGUGCGCCCAUUCGAUUGAUUGGAUCCAGUGGCAUCCACCGCCAGUGACGUCAGAGGAACUGUCAGUAAAUCCACAAGAUGACAACGUCCGCAUCCAGAUCUGGCUAGACGCGUUAUCAUGUGAGAUAACAACUUAACAGCUCAUGGAAAACUGAAGUGUCAACGUUGAUCAGCCAUUGUAUUUUUCACAUUGCCUACCAGCUUGUUAGCUGGGUUCCGUAGAUGCUCCAGCCAAGCUCUAGAUUGCCAGACAGGGGGGCUGCCCUUGCCGAGUAUGCUCUGGGUGCAUGCAUUGGCCUCUGUUCCAUGACGUCCUCGAAUCCCAAGCCUGCUGCCGUGGGUUCCAGCUGUUUCUGGAUUGUCCUAGUGUUACUCGUGUCCUCCGGCCUCCCUCGCGUGGUUGUUGGUGACCAAUUUUCGUCUCCUUCAUCGGCCAAUGUCAGCCACGUUCCACCUUUGGUUGUGGAAUCCAAUUUCAAUGGCUCAACGGGGCCUUCGAACAUGAGCGAUUCCAAUUUGAAUCGACUCCCCCAUUUGAGCUCUCCCGAGUCCCACGGUAAUAUGACGAGUGAGACGUCGCUGAUGGAAAACAUGUCGGGCAUCCUCUUGACCGUCCUCUCGUAUGGGUCACAAGUGGCCAUGGUGGUGGGUGGGGUGAUUCCGUACAUCCCCCAGUUCAGAUCCAUCCGUCAGAACCAAAGCGCCAAAGGCUUCUCACUCUACGUGUGCUUGGCCUUGUUGGUGGCCAACACCCUUCGGAUCUUAUUCUGGUAAGCCAACUUUGGGAAGCACUAUGAAUAUCCAUUACUGAUCCAAAGCGUCCUGAUGAAUAUUACUAUGUUUGCACUGAUCCAUUUAUGCGUCAGUAUUCGACGUAAAGACCAGAUCCUCAAAAGCCAGGACCGUAUUUUCACUGAUUUUGAUGUCCAAUACUUUUGGCAAUGGACAGAUUUCCAAUCGUACGUGGAAUGCAUUGUGACUUUGGCCGUUUCGGGUGGAAUCCUAAUGUACUUUCUCCAGGACGUGGAUCCUUUCGUCGAGUCCGUUGGUUUUCUGGCCGUUUUCACCGAGGCUUGCUUGGGAGUGCCACAAUUCUAUCGAAAUGCGAGGAACAAGUCCACUUUUGGAAUGAGUGUGCAAAUGGUGUUGAUGUGGACUUGUGGCGAUAUCUUCAAGACGACGUACUUCUAUAUGAGAGAGACACCAGCUCAGUUCAUAAUAUGUGGCAGCCUCCAAGUUCUUAUUGAUCUUUCCAUUCUAAGUCAAGUAUGGAUCUACCGGGAAAACACGGCGCGAAGAAGAAAGUCCGAGAUCCAUUUGACUUCAUAAUCAUCCCACGAUGAAAACACUCAAGACGGUCAAGGUGAUCUCUCUUCUUGCGCUUUUAGCCCACGCUCUCCUCUUCGAAUAUGUUGUCGUGCAUUUCCAUUCAUUUAAGAUCUUCUUGACAAUGCCAUUAACCUGGAUCUGUCUGCUACUUGUCAAUGGUUCGUGCUAGAAGUCAGGACGUGAGUCAUUAAUGUGCGGAGACUAUGUUGAAAUUUGAAGUGUACGUAGGUAUUGUAUUAAUUUAUUCAUGUUAUCAAGCCAAUCACGUGAGAAACCACAAAAAUUAGAAAUACAUACUAGUUAUUCCACUA
Molecule: messenger RNA, 1781 nt
Organism: Tigriopus californicus
Lineage: Eukaryota; Metazoa; Arthropoda; Copepoda; Harpacticoida; Harpacticidae
Product: solute carrier family 66 member 2-like
Biological process (GO): retrograde transport, endosome to Golgi; phospholipid translocation
Cellular component (GO): trans-Golgi network; endosome
Source: RefSeq, a predicted model, not a curated record